AAAAAUAUGUUGGUACCCAAGCCUGUAAACGUAAAUAAAGCUGCAACGGCUAUAUCCAACAAAAAACGAAAUAAAAAUUCAAAUACGAAAAAGAUAAUGGUGCCUAUAGGCCUUUGGGUUUGGGUUUUUUCCUAACAAAAAGUCCCUGCAACUGUCACAAAUGUUGCACAUGAUAUCUUACCCGUUGAUUUUCUGUCAAUUUUAUGACAUGGUUUUAUGACAGUUUUGAGUUAUAUAUGUCUUUUGCUUCCCCUUAGCUUUACCCCAUUUCUUUGCUUUGUUUUUAUUACCAGAUUCGCAUUAUAAGUCCUAGGCUCGUAGCCUUAUAGCUUCCUCACCUUUGGCCCACUUCCUACCUCUUGUUGCCACUCACAUCUCACUCUUUUCUUUCUUUCUCUCUUCUCUUCAAUCUUGAGUCUGGUCUGUUUGGUCAGUGUCUUCUCUAUGGCUUUGCUUGUUCUUCUUCUUUUUUUAGCAGUUGCUCAAGCAACAGCUGAUGAAGAUCCAUAUAUUGGAGUGAAUAUAGGAACAGACCUAUCAGACAUGCCACACCCAACGCAAGUAGUUGCUCUUCUUAAAGCUCAGCAAAUCCGACAUGUUAGGCUAUACAAUGCCGACCGAGGCAUGCUAGUUGCUCUAGCAAACACUGGCAUUCGAGUUAUGGUCUCUAUCCCCAAUGAGCAACUUCUUGGCAUUGGCCAAUCAAAUUCCACUGCAGCUAAUUGGGUCUCCCGAAACAUUGUAGCCUAUUAUCCUGCAACUAACAUCACAGCAAUUUGUGUAGGUUCUGAAGUUUUGACUACUCUUCCUAAUGCAGCACCAGUCCUCGUGAAUGCCAUGAAGUUCAUUCACUCGGCCCUUGUAGCGUCCAAUUUAGACAACCAAAUCAAAGUUUCAUCACCUCUUUCUUCCUCCGUAAUCCUUGAUUCUUUCCCACCUUCCCAAGCCUUCUUCAAUCGCUCGUGGAAUCCAGUUUUGGUCCCCAUGCUUAAUUUCUUGCAGUCUUCAGGCUCAUUUCUCAUGCUUAAUAUAUACCCUUACUAUGACUAUAUGCAAUCAAAUGGUGUGAUUCCACCAGACUAUGCACUUUUCAAGCCUCUUUCUCCAACCAAGGAAGCUGUCGAUGCUAACACACUUGUCCACUAUUCCAAUGUCUUUGAUGCUACGGUUGAUGCUGCAUACUUUGCCAUGGCUUUUCUGAACUUCACCAACAUUCCUGCUAUAGUGACUGAAACUGGCUGGCCAUCAAAAGGUGAUUCCAAUGAGCCAGAUGCAACAUUAGAGAAUGCCAACACUUAUAACAGCAACUUGAUCCGCCAUGUGAUGAACAAAACCGGAACUCCUAAGCGGCCUGGAAUUGCUGUCAGUACUUACAUCUAUGAGCUCUAUAAUGAGGACAUGAAACCAGGGCCAAUCUCAGAGAAAAAUUGGGGAUUGUUUGAUGCAAAUGGUGACCCUAUUUAUAUACUACACUUGACAGGGUCAGGAUCAUUGUUAGCAAAUGAUACUACUAACCAAACUUAUUGUACUGCAAAGGAUGGAGCUGAUCCAAAGAUGUUGCAGGCUGCUUUAGAUUGGGCUUGUGGACCUGGAAAGGUGGAUUGCUCACCAUUGUUGCAAGGAAAACCAUGUUAUGAGCCAGACAAUGUGAUCGCACAUGCAACCUAUGCAUUCGACACUUACUAUCAUCGGAUGGGGAAGACUUCUGAUGCAUGUGACUUCAAUGGGGUUGCGGAUAUCACAACAACAGAUCCAAGUCAUGGUUCUUGUAUUUUUCCAGGAAGCCUUGGCAGGAAUGGAACUAUGGUAAAUAUCACAGCACCAUCCAUGAAUUCAACGAGUUCGGAUUCACCUGGUCAAAAUUUUUAUGGCAGGGGAGGUUUCACUAGCAUUCUAGUGUUAAUCAAAGUUAUUGUCUGGAGUGUAAUUUUCUCGUAGGCUUGGUAGUUGGUGUAUGUUGGGAUCUUUUGCAAUUCAUUCAAGCAAAUUUUGAGAGUAGAGGUGGUGGUCAGAGGGAAUUUUUUUCCCGUAUUUUGGAGAUAGUGACCUGGUGGAAGAGUGGCCUAUUCAAUUUGUACAAAGGAAGAUGGAGGAGCCAGAGACUUUGCUAUGAUGUCAUUAAAUCCUCAUUCUUUUCAGAUUGGAUUUGGGAGUUUUUAUAAACAUCUAUCUUGUUAAAUCAUUUACUUUUUUUUUUUUCGUUUAAAUUUUUAUAUAUAGGAAGA
This is a messenger RNA of Durio zibethinus, 2225 nucleotides long. Its product is annotated as glucan endo-1,3-beta-glucosidase 2-like. NCBI's taxonomy places the organism in Eukaryota, Viridiplantae, Streptophyta, Magnoliopsida, Malvales, Malvaceae. The record is from RefSeq and is a predicted model, not a curated record. Gene Ontology annotation, molecular function: hydrolase activity, hydrolyzing O-glycosyl compounds. Gene Ontology annotation, biological process: carbohydrate metabolic process.